This is a messenger RNA of Glossina fuscipes, 1679 nucleotides long. RefSeq lists its product as uncharacterized. Gene Ontology annotation, molecular function: nucleic acid binding. The coding region runs from base 130 to 1599 and encodes 489 amino acids. The transcript has 7 exons. Lineage: Eukaryota; Metazoa; Arthropoda; Insecta; Diptera; Glossinidae. The record is from RefSeq and is a predicted model, not a curated record.
CUGCCAAUGUUAAUUCAUAAGGAAACAAUAUAAGAACGGAACGUUAUUAAAAUUUAAUAAAUAAACUAAAUCAAAGGUAUUGAACAAAUUAAUUAUCCGUGUACUAGCUUUUAAAGAUAAAUAUCGAAAAUGAAAAGGCAGAGACAAAAGAAAGUGGAUUCGAAUCAAAUUGAAGGAGCAAACGAGCUUUCCACUGAUUGGGAAAUUGAAAAAUAUCAUCAAGACUUCGAGCCGGAUGACCAUUGGCAAUUAAAGCGACGAUUUAUAGAAAUGCAUAAGAAAAAUUUUCCUGAAGAUAAAUUGGUUUGUUUGGCUCAGGUAUUUACUAAUAUGGAAUUUAUGGGUUGCAAAUAUCCUGCCGAAACAAUGCGGAUGGUUGCAGAAUUGUCGAAAGAUGUGGCUAAAAAUUUUCGAGCGGAACGUGCUAAUCGCUUAAAGCGCACCUUUGUGACUGCAUCUGAUGCGGCUGAAGCUCGCGCUAAAGGACGCAAAACAGAACCAUGCAUAAAUAUCAAAAGUAACGCUUCGAUUUCCAACGGAUCCAAUGAACGCUGCGAUGUUAGUAAUAAAACUGACAAUCAAUUAGGUCCAUUGACAAAAACGCUCAAAAAUAUUGAUUUAUUUGAAAAUUUGAAGUUUGGAAAGUUUGUAGUUUUUUUACAAGGUGGAAGGAAUUGCUUGCGCGAGUCAGCUCAACGUUCCAAUAUGCCCUACACGGAAAAAGACUAUUUGGACCCAAGUGGACGCAAGGGAGCAGAAAUUUACGUAAACAAUGUUUUUGUGGCUGGCGCUUGUGAGGACAAUCUAAAAGCUUCUAAAGCAAGUGCUUUUAAGCAAGCCCUAGAAAUAUUACAAAAACAUUGCUACAGCAUCAAACAAAAUCCUUACCGCGAUACUAUCAAAAUUGAAAAAUCGAACAAUCAAUUAAUAUGCGGCAUUGUUAAAACGCAAACAAGCAUUGACGAUAAAAAAUUGGAUGCAUCUAAUAAAGGAUAUAAAAUGAUGAAAAUGAUGGGUUGGUCUGGUGGAGGUUUAGGUUCACAACAACAAGGUCGAGAGGACCCUGUGAGCUAUCUUUUGAAAAAUGAUCGCACCGGUUUGGGAAAUGAGGUUAGCAAUUUAGAUCGCAAUUACUGUGGACAAUUGAUGAGAAAUUAUAGGGAUUCUGACGAUAUCCGGGAGCUUCAGUUUGAGCCCACUUUCACGAAAGAAGAAAGGGCCUUAUUACAUGAAUUUGCACAAAGAUAUGGGCAUAGGUCGUCUAGCUACGGUCAACAUGGCAUGCGGCGCCUAAUAAAAAUGGAGCGAUCUAAACUGAUUCCCAGAAUUUUCGAAGCUCUAAUCAAUUCAAAAAAAACAAUCAACGAACUGUCCGAAGGUGCAGGAGAAGCCGGAAAUAGGAAAGGCAAUAAAACACUCGGUCGAUAUGGGCAUUUUGAGCAAAAUAAAGAAGUUUGGAAUGGUAAUCAGGCUUACAGCUUUGACUUGUCAGACGAGCAUGAGCCAGUCCCUGUGAUGCUAAUCGCGGAAACCCGGAAGAAAACAAGCGGCGUCUCACUCUCCGUUUUGUCGCAGGUUCCGCUCCCUUAUUUACUUUAAUAUAACUAUCAGUGAAACUCGUCGAUCAUCAAUUGUCACUCGCAGACAAACGGCAAAUUUUUUUUAAAUAAUUUAUCUUA